Bombyx mori (domestic silkworm) is the source of this 1913-nucleotide messenger RNA. RefSeq names its product xylose isomerase. Gene Ontology annotation, molecular function: xylose isomerase activity. NCBI's taxonomy places the organism in Eukaryota, Metazoa, Arthropoda, Insecta, Lepidoptera, Bombycidae. The transcript is spliced from 9 exons. The coding region runs from base 6 to 1385 and encodes 459 amino acids. The record is from RefSeq and is a predicted model, not a curated record. Gene Ontology annotation, biological process: carbohydrate metabolic process.
UCCGAAUGACAAACGUCAAAAUGUCAUCGUACAGCCAGCCCGGAGCCAAACGACAGAAACUAAGGACUGAGCAUGUCGAUUACUUUCAAGCUAUAGACAAAAUACAGUAUAACAAUAUGGCGGCUGCGUCUGACACUGCAAGCUACAGAUACUACAACAGCGCGGAGAGAAUACAUUCCAAAACCAUGGAGGAGUGGCUUAAAUACAGCGUGUCCUUUUCUGAAUUUAGAAAUAACGGGUCGGAUGCGCACGGUCGGCCGACACUCUCCCGCCAGUGGGACGACAACACGGAUUCCGUUGAAAACCACAAACGAUGCGUGAAGGCCCUAUUCGAUUUCUGCGUUAAAACCGGCAUUAAAUACUGGACGGCUUUCGAUUCAGAUUUGAUACCACACUCUGAUAAUAUUGAAGAAAACAAAACGUAUUUUGAUGAAAUGGUGGAAUGUGUGCAGGAAUGUUCGCAGAGGAGUCAUGUCAAGUUAUUAUGGAUAGCUCCUGAUUUGCACUCGCAUCCCAGAUACACGUCAGGCGCCUUCACUAGCAAUGACGCGGCAACAUUCGCACACGCAGCGACGCAGAUAAAGCGAUGUCUAGAAAUGUCACAGCGUAUGAACGCGGAGUGCUUCUUGCUAUGGCCUUACAGGGAGGGUUAUGACAAUGUGUACCACGCCGACGUGGGUAGAGAGAUUAAAUUGUUCGCGAAACUCAUGAAAAUCACAGCCGAGUAUAAAGAUAGAUUGAAUUACAGAUGUCAACUAUUAAUGAUGCCGUAUUACAAUUCUAAUAUGCACACAAACGACGGCUGUACGUACCACAGCUGGCAACACAGACAAUGGCGCGAAACCGAAAUGAUAAAUAUGUACAUGUGGGAUGUGACCAGCUGUUUGUAUUUCCUAAAACAUUACAAUUUAGAUCGUUAUUACAAAGUUUGUUCGCCGCCCGGACACCACAUGUACAUGGCUAAUGUAUACAACAUGCUAGGAGGGGUGUUUGUUACGAAUGCGGUCGAUCAGUGCGAUAGCAGGCGGCUCACACUCAUGAUGAAGUUGAUUGUCGAACAGGGCACGCCGCUUCCCGGAGGUAUCAACCUGAAGCUGUCGCCCCGCCGGGACGGCGACCUACGGGACUACGUCACGACAUACGUUAAAUACGUCGAUGCCAUGGCGAGGGCUCUACGAUUCGCUUGCAGUUUGAUUUCUGAACAGAUACUGUCGAAACAUUUGCAGCAACGGUACACGUCGUACUACAGCGGUUUCGGUUCCCGGCUCGUGAGCAGCGACGUCUCCAUGGAGGAGUGUGAGGAAUAUCUGAAUUCGAAUGUUCCAGGAAGAGCCAGGGGUCCCGGGGGGAUGCGCCGCCCUCCCAGGGCGAACACUUGGAGCUGACGCUACAGCGGUACCUGGAUACUUGCGACCGAAUCUGAUGAAGACUGGGAACUAAACCAAUUUUUUGUUUUAUAAAGACCCAUCAUCCGUAAUAAACGAUUUGUGAAUGUUUCGGUAAAUCUUUAGUAUUUCAUCAUUUUGUAAUGAUAGACGUAAUGUUUUGUGAAUUGAUACUUCUAAAAACUAGUAAAUAUCUUUUGUGUUUUUCCCUUCCUAACCGCUGCUAGUCUAAGAUACUAUUCCAACUACUCACGGACGGGUAGAUGAGCUCACGGGCUCAACCUGAGAGCAUUGCUACUGGCCUUAGCGAGAGCGGAAUUUACCACCGGAUUGGAAUGGUGAUUGUCUGAGAAGAUCCAGCGAGAAACUCAGUGUGUUCUCUUUUGUCAUUAUUGGUUAAUUUCUUCGAUUCGCGUGUCGUUCAGCCAACAACAACGUGCUUGUGAAACUUGUAGGUUUUCAGCAGACUAAGUAUCAAUUACCAGUUUAAAAAAGUAAUAAACCAAUUCAAAUUUUCAACACAUUUUA